UUGCAGAAAACUGGAGAGGUUUGGACAGUUUCUGGAGUGCGAUCAGAUGGCUCCUGCUUCAGCUACACCGCCAGACACGUCGUGCUGGCUUGCGGCAAGAUGAAACAAAAACAACUUGAGCUAACUAUGCGAAAUCCCACUUUGCCAGUGGUAUAUGAUGCUUUGGCGCUCAAAUCCCACAUGAUCAACGACCCUACACUAGGCACAAGUGGAAGCAGUGCGCGAGUAGUCGUUAUCGGAGAUGGAAUCUCUUCUGCCGACGCUGUGCGCGCAUGUUUAGAACGCGAUGUUCCUGUGCUUCAUGUGAUGCGAAGGACCGAGCGACAGCUUCGAAUACUCCGAGUACACUUCUGUGUAUCGUUUGAUGAUUGGAAAGGAUGA
Molecule: messenger RNA, 381 nt
Organism: Cylicostephanus goldi
Lineage: Eukaryota; Metazoa; Nematoda; Chromadorea; Rhabditida; Strongylidae
Source: the annotation of a GenBank genome assembly